This is a messenger RNA of Pogonomyrmex barbatus (red harvester ant), 1036 nucleotides long. It is a transcript of the gene Rpb7, whose product is annotated as DNA-directed RNA polymerase II subunit RPB7. The record is from RefSeq and is a predicted model, not a curated record. Lineage: Eukaryota; Metazoa; Arthropoda; Insecta; Hymenoptera; Formicidae. Gene Ontology annotation, biological process: positive regulation of nuclear-transcribed mRNA poly(A) tail shortening; positive regulation of translational initiation; transcription initiation at RNA polymerase II promoter. Gene Ontology annotation, cellular component: RNA polymerase II, core complex; P-body. Gene Ontology annotation, molecular function: translation initiation factor binding; single-stranded RNA binding; single-stranded DNA binding.
GUGUUACAUUGACCGUAGCCCGCGUCAUAUGGCGAGAAUGUUUAUAAAUGUACAGUCUAACCUAUACAAAUAACCGGUUCUUUUAUAAGCUUCCGAUAGUGAUCGAGAAAGGAAAAAGAUUCUUACUUAUGAACUUAAGAUUGUUUAAUUUACUAAAUUUUACAAAUUUAAAUUGGAUUAAAUAUUUAUAAUAUUGUUUUAAUUGGCACUUAAACAUAAUGUUUUAUCACAUUUCAUUGGAACAUGAAAUUCUAUUGCACCCUCGAUAUUUUGGCCCUCAAUUACUUGAUACUGUGAAACAGAAGCUGUACACAGAAGUAGAAGGCACUUGUACAGGAAAAUAUGGCUUCGUAGUUGCAGUUACAACAAUAGAUAACAUAGGAGCUGGUAUCAUACAACCAGGACAAGGUUUUGUAGUAUAUCCUGUUAAAUAUAAAGCUAUUGUAUUCAGACCAUUUAAGGGUGAAGUACUGGAUGCGAUUGUGACUCAAGUAAAUAAGGUUGGAAUGUUUGCUGAAAUAGGUCCACUUUCAUGCUUUAUAUCUCAUCAUUCAAUCCCAGAAGAUAUGCAAUUCUGUCCAAAUGUUAAUCCAGCUUGUUACAAAUCAAAAGAAGAGGAUGUAGUUAUCCAAGCGGAUGAUGAAAUUAGACUAAAAAUUGUGGGCACAAGAGUUGAUGCUACUGGAAUUUUUGCUAUUGGCACAUUAAUGGACGAUUACUUAGGUCUUGUGUGCAAUUAAAUAUCUAAGAUACUUUGUCUAAAAAUUUUAAAUUUAAACUUGCCUUAUAGUCAAGUUUUAUAUUUCGGAAACAAGUCUUAAAAUAUUUAUUUUUUAAUAAGCAAGAUAAGAUAUCGAUAUAAGUCUAAUAAAAAGGUGAAGAUAUAAAUAAUAUAAAAACCACACGUUAAUGGACAGUAACAAUUUAGGCACUUUAUAUAUCUCUGUCAAACUGGCCAUAAUAAUAAUUGGAAACAAUUCAUAGGAAUUAUAAACUAUUGAUAAUAUUCAUGAAAUAAAAUUGUAUACGAAAUAUA